Molecule: messenger RNA, 4384 nt
Organism: Schistosoma rodhaini
Lineage: Eukaryota; Metazoa; Platyhelminthes; Trematoda; Strigeidida; Schistosomatidae
Source: the annotation of a GenBank genome assembly
AUAGAUUUUAGCAAAGCGUUUGAUAAGGUUUUACACCUAGGUCUUAUGCAAAAGCUCUCGAGCUUUGGUAUAACAGGUGCUAUACAGGAAUGGAUAGGAAGCUUCUUAUGUGACCGCAGACAGAGAGUGAGAGUCAAUGGAACUCUAUCCGAAUGGAAACCGGUCAAAAGUGGUGUACCCCAAGGCACCAUCUUGGGCCCUUUACUUUUCCUUCUGUAUAUUAAUGAACUACCUUUAUUACUUAAGUCGUCGACGUUAUUGUUUGCGGAUGAUGUUAAAAUCUGGAGAACAAUAAGAAAUGAGACUGAUCGUUGUUAUCUACAAGCAGAUUUAGACGAAUUAGUUAGGUGGGCUGAUGAUUGGGGCCUGGAAGUUAAUUCCAGGAAGAGCGUGUUCAUGCACAUCGGGCACGAUAUUAGUUACCACUAUACCAUUAAUGGUACAUCUCUACCACGCGUUCAUGCGCAUAAUGACUUAGGAGUAAUUAUAAGUCACGACUUAAAAACUACUACGCACUGCAAUGCGGUUGCUUCCAAAGGCUAUCGAGCGCUAUGGUUGCUUCGCAGAGCAUUCAAAUGCUUUGACGAGGAUAUGUUUCGAAUUUUAUAUCCCACCUAUGUAAGGCCACACUUAGAAUACUGUAUCCAAGCAGCUAGCCCUUGUCUGAUAAAGGAUACUAAAUCGCUUGAGCGUGUCCAGCGUGUAGGGACAAAAUUAGUAAAGGGUCUUUCCAAACUCCCUUACGAUGAGCGUUUAAAACGUCUAAAUCUUUUCCCCUUAUCUUAUCGUAGGACGCGAGGUGACCUUAUACUGGCAUUUCGUAUCUUUAAUUAUGAUCUGGGUGUUAAUAUGUCUUACCUUUUUGCUCCCUCCAGCACUAAUAAUCUCCGGGGUCAUAGCAAGAAGGCUCUGAAACCGCGAUCUAAUAAACUAAAGGUGGGGUCCCGUUUUUCUCAUCGAGUGGUCAAUGACUGGAACGCUUUACCAGAACAAGUGGUAUCAGCACCAUCAGUGAACAUUUUCAAAAAGAAGCUGGACCUUCACUGGAAGGAAAUCUGUCAGGAUUAACACAGGUUCAUCAACCUACUAUCCUUAUUACUGAAGACUGAAGACUGAAGACUGUAAAUAAUGUAUGGUUCCCGUUCAAAUCAAACGUUACUUGACCGAACUAAAAUAUCAACUAGCUGGGUUGUAUCAUAUCAACACUAAUGUAUUCAGUCACAAAUCUUUGAUAAGAGGGAAACAAUAUCACGAUUGAUGAUUUGAUACUCACAUCCACCUUCCUAUCCUUUGUGUUUAUUCAAUAUUCCAAUAAACAUCAUCACUACGUCUACCUUUUUCACUUUGUACUCACAACAGCAGUUAUCACUUAAGUUUUAUAAUUCGACUUAUCAAUUUUGUGAGUUCCAUCAGUUUAUAAAAUGGACUGUCCAAUUGAAGAUAUCGACAAGAAAGAUCCAGUUGUAGAACAAAAUACUGAUGUAAAUUUCGUUUAUAAUGAUACUGAUGAAUACAGUGUAGAAAUUGCUGAAUUAUAUAGUUAUUCUGAAGAGCCUGAAUUUCAUAUAAAUCGUGAAUGUUUUGAAAAAGAUUUUCAUAAAUUUGUCUCUGUCAAAUGGUUUGAGGCUAGCAAUGCUGAACGUCAUUCACAUAUUCAACGAUUAUUAGAUCAUUUAGAGUCUAGUGAUUGUGAAAUACGUCAAAGAGCUACUCGAUCUCUGUUGUACUUGUUACAAGGAAAUUUCGGCGAUUGUGAAUUAGAGGAAGAUCAAAUAACAUGGGCUAGACAUAAUGUUUAUUUAUGCAUUGAAUCAGGUUUAUUACAAGCUAUUAUAGAACUUCUAUUGUUUGAAAUUCACUAUGAUUCAUGGGGUGUAAAUUCAAUUGGAAACGAUUCAGCAACCAACAAUACCACUUGUAAUGGAUCAACUAAACCUGGUCAAUCUACAGUAACAACAACUAUAAUUGAUGCAAAUCAAAAUUCAACAGUUACAUCAACUCGACAAUCAAAUAUUACAAUGAAAGAUAGUGCAAAUCUUCGUAUUUUAUUAUCUAUUCUAUAUAUUAUGGUUGAAACUGUUCGUGAUGGAAUGUUAACAGAUCAUACGCAACAACAAUAUCAACAAACUGUUUCAGUAAAUGAUAAACAUAUUCCGAUGACAACAAAUCAGGCUAAUAGUGAUCCAAUGGCAAAACUGAGAGAACAGUUUGUGGAAGAUUUAGCUAUGCCUAUUGAAAAAGACGGUGAUCUCACAUUGACUGCUGUACUAUUUGGUAUGAUUCAUCGUUUUUGCAGUGGUAUUGAUCCACAUUUUCCAAUGAAAAAAGUUCUCUUGUUACUUUGGAAAGUUUUACUGAUAACACUCGGUCCUUUGAGUAACUUAUUGGUACGUAAAAAUCAAGCACGUGCUCGUUAUGGUUUACCACCAGUUUCAGAGGAUUCUGUACAUGUAAUUCAAAAAGUUCGUGCAAGUAGUCCACCUGUAAUGUGUAUCACGGACCAAGUACUUUCUAGAAUGCAGCGUAAUAACACUAAUAAUAAUAUUAAUAAUAACAAUCGACAUCCAAUCAUAAGUCAAUCAAAUCAAUCUCCUCGACAAGGUAGUUUAGCUGGCGGUCGCUUGGCGUUUGAACAACAGCAGCAACAACAUUCUGUUGUCACUGCAGUAACUUUUCCAUUCUCAGCUGAUUCUUCUAAACUCCCUAUCAUUCAAAGUCAAUCACAAUCAACUGAGGAGUUUACAACAACUUCAGGCUUUGAUACACCUCGACCAAGUUCACCUGUAUCAUCAGAUACUAUUAAUCAUGAUGAUGGAACAAAUAAUCGUGAUACAAAUGAAUUGUUGACUUCAUCUAAUUUAAAUCAACCAAAUUUCAAUCAUCAUCAAGUUAUCCUACCAGGAUUAUCAAAUUUAUAUAUGGAUGAGAAAAGUUUACCAUGGAAACCGAAAGUUAAAAAAAGGGAUUUAGAGGCAUUUCUAACAAGUGUUCGCUUGAAAUUUAUUGGUUUUCAUGUACCUAAUGAUAUAGUCUCUUUGGCUGGUCUUCCUGAACCAAUUCAUGAAGCUAUACGUGUAAUGCGUGAACAUCUUUAUAUUUCAUUAGGUGAAAUGCAAAUUGAACGAGAAAAUGAAAUUUCUCAAAAUCCUCUGUCUAUGGUAGGAGAGUCUAUACCAAAUACACCAGUUGAACGACUCUAUCGUUCUAUGUAUCCUUUACUGCCACAAUAUAUGAUAGCUUUACUAAAGAUCCUGUUAGCUGCUAGUCCCACUUCACGUACAAAAACAGAAUCUAUUAAUAUUUUGGCUGAAAUGACACCAGAAACAAUGCCAACUGAUGGAACUGAAGAGACUAUACUUGAUAGUGAUAAUAAACGUCAUCGUGAAAUUAUUGUUAAAGCGAUAUCAGCUUUAUUAUUACUAUUAUUGAAACAUUUUAAAUUGAAUCAUAUUUAUCAAUUUGAAUAUGUCUCACAAUAUUUAGUAUUUGCUAAUUGUAUACCAUUGAUUUUGAAAUUUUUCAAUCAAGAAAUUACACUUUAUAUUACAUCGAAAAAUACACUUUCAUGUUUAGAAUUCCCAGCUCGUCUAAUUGGGGAACAAGAAGCACUAUCGAUCGAUAUGGUUUUUGGUGAUUGGGUUUCCUGUUGUUGGCGUAAUAUGUUUUCAUGUAUUAAUCUAUUAAGAAUAUUGAAUAUGUUAACUAAAUGGAAACAUUCAAGAAUUAUGCUUCUUGUAGUUUUUAAAUCUGCGCCAAUUCUAAAACGUGCACUACGUGUUAGACAUGCAAUGCUUCAAUUAUAUGUAUUAAAAUUAUUAAAAUUACAAAGUCGUUAUUUUGGUCGUCAAUGGCGUAAAAAUAAUAUGUCAAUUAUGUCUGCGAUUUAUCAAAAAGUUCGACAUCGUUUAACAGAUGAUUGGGCUUAUGGUAAUGAUGUUGAUGCAUUACCAUGGCAAUUUCAAGUGGAAGAAUGUUCAUUACGUACUAAUGUUGAUCAAUUUAAUCAACGUCAUUAUACUGAUCAUUGGUUUGAUCCUGAAUAUAAACCAGUUGAUAAUUGUUUAAUGAGUAUACUUAGUCAAUCUAUAGAAUUAUCUAAUGAAUUUAAAGAAAAUUAUGAAAAAUGGCUUGAAGAAGAAGUAUUCUCAGUACCAAUCAACUGGUCACAUGUAUUAGCUCAUUAAAAAGAAUGGGUUUCUAUUUGUAAACCUUUUGAUGAUUCAAAAGAUAGUUUACCCCCUUUUUUCUUAAAAAAACAAACAAAACAAUACCGGUUUAUGUUUUGACUUCGAAUGAAUGGUACCAGUACUAGUACUAAGUAAACAAAUAUUCAGUGCAAUGUAAUGCCUGUUUUGUUUAAUAUCUAAAUUUAUAGCUUAUAACA